AAUAAAAAAAAUUACAGAAAUAAAAAAACAAAAACAAAAAAUAAGAAAUUAAAAUAUAUAUGCUAGUAGUAGUAGAAGCCUAACAACAGAAGCGAUAACAACGUGACAGGCGCGCUGCUAAACAAAAGACUUAGGCAACGAACUUGCUGCCGUUUCAUUACUCGCCUGCAUUAUGUGGUUUAGUAUUGAGUGUUGAGAGAGUUGCGCCAGAUAACGGUGCUUCGAGUGAUAGCAGCAAAACGAACAACAGCAACAGCAACAGCACCAACAAUAAUAAUAGCAACAACAAUAACAACAACAACAGCAAUGUCGGCAGCAACAAAAUGCAACAAGUAACAAACUAAUUGACAAGUCAAAUCCUGCCUGCCACAAACACAAACAGCUGGCAACAAGCGACCAGCUAGCAAGCAAAAACAACAACAACAACGACAACAAAAACAAUCGCCGGACAGCAGCUCGUCGGCUGGCUGAGUUGUGUGGCUUCAGCUUUAAUCAAAUCGCAGCGCCCCAAACGACAAUUGCAAAGUGUGCCUCUUAAUGUUUCCAAAUGCAUUUUACUGCCGCACACAAAAACACCAACAACUGCAACAACAACUACAGCAACGACGACAGCAACAAUAACAACAGAAAAGAAAAGAAACCAAAUAAAUUUACAUAAAUAUUUCACGUGCUGCUUUUUGCAACUGUUGCACUGACGUCGCGACGCGACGGUCACAUCCGUGUUUCAAAGAUUGAGAUUUGCCAAGCUGGAUAGUUGCAAGUGUUUGACUGUGUGUGUGCGUGCGUGUGUGUGCGCGUGUGUGUUCGUGCCCAUGUGUGCGUAUAUUCCUCCAAGAAUCUCAAUCAGCUAAAUGCCAGUGCCAGACAAAUCCAAAUAAUAGUUCCAAUCAAAAUAAUAAAAAACAAAACUAAAAAAUAAAACAGAGAGCCUCGAGUGCGUGUGCGAGAGCGAGAGCGCUAAUUGCUGUUCAUUCGAAUCGAGCUGGGUUGGCAUCCGAAGCAAUAUGUCAAAGCUGCCUCAGCAACAACACAGAACCGAACAGCUAUAAAAUCUUGAAAGAGACAAACGCAAAAAAUUCAGCAACAUUUAUUCUCCUGGGCCAGCAUUGAACAGAGUUUUGCGCACUGGAAAUACACGCACAACAAAUGAUUGGCACCGAGGAUAUGUCCACAUCGACUGGCAUGGAUAUCAGUGAAUCCUUUCGGGCCGAGGAUCUCUCAAAGACGGAUUUCUUCGAUUUUGUCACGGCGCCGGACAUGGGCAUUGGCAUUGGUGUUGGCGUCGAUGUGGGCGUCGGUGUCGGCGUCAGCCUGCAGCAGCAACCACAGCACCAUCAGCAGCAGCAACACCAGCAGCAGCAGCACAAUCACAGCCAUAGCCAAGGUCAUCAGCCAACGACAUCACAAACGCCGCAACCGAACCACCACGCCGCCCGAACCACCAGCAGCAUGACCCACGACAUUGGCGAGGGCGGCGGCGGUGGUGCUGGCAUUGUCCCGGUGAGCAAUCGCAAUGGCAACAGCAGCAAUGGCGGCGAUCCCACGUUACAAGGCUACGAGUUUUGGCAUCAGGACAAGGACAGCAGCCGCCUGGACUCGAGCUCGAUUUUCGAGGACCUCGAUCGCUACUGCUGGCAGCAGCAGCCGAUCACAGCCAGCGCCACGACUACUGUCAAUGCCAGCAACGUGCGCUGCAGCAACCAGCCAAGCCCCACGUCUCCGCAAUCGCAUCCACACUCACACCCACAUCCCCAUCAGCAGCAGCAGCAGCAGCAGCAGCAGCUUCAGCAGCACCAACAGCAACAGCAACACCAACAGCAGCAGCAGCCAAACGCCAGCAGCUCGUCGAGCGCUGCCGGCAGCAGCAGCGACACCAUCAGCAGCCUGGACACAACGGACGGUCAGAUCUACACAUUGACAGUAUUAAAUGGCGGCGAGCCUUGGCUGAAGCGUGCCGAGGCGGAGCAGCUGCCCAGCGCGCUAGACUUGGACAGCUUGCUGGGCAGCUUUCCGGGCUACAUCAAGUCGGAGUACCCGUACGACGACAGCGGAUUCAGCACGGAUGGCAAGGAUGUGAUUGUCAAUGGAGCGGAUGCCAAUGGCCUCAGCAGUAUUUCGCAGUCGCAGUCGCAUGGCCAGACGCUGCCCUCGCUGGUCACGGCCAUUUCCAUAGCGGGCGGCGGUGUCAAUGAGCUGGGCCAGCAGUUGGCUCAGUUCCAGAACAACAACAACGACUGGCACAUGGCUGAUCACAAUGCGGAGGCGGAGCAGAAUACGGCGGAGUCCCUGUUGCGCAGCGCACUGCAGGGCAAGGGCUACGCCAAGGGUCUCCACAUGCAAAAUGGACUGGCUCUGCCCGUGGUCAAGGACGAAGAGAUGCGCAGGCUACUCUUCACGCCGGACGAUGCCGCCGAUGCGCUGGGCUUUGCGGACUCCACGCUCAGCACUGCCCAAAUGUUCGACGAUGCCCAGGCCAUGACCCACGGUGGACCAAGCGCGCACAUGGCUGGCUCGAAUCACGGCCAGCACGGCGGCAACGCCAGCAUCAUUGUCGACGACAUGUUCCUCUCGCUGGAGAAUGCGUUCAGCGACGACUUCGAGAAGAUCAAGCGCAUUGCCAAUGAGGUGCAGCAGUUCUGCAGCGCCAGCACGGGCACACCCACUCCAGGUGACUACGCCAGCGGCGACGUGCUCAUGCAGCUGUCGCCGAACGGCACAGCGACAAACGCAGCACAGCAACUGCAGCCGCUGGCCAAUGCACAGCAGCAGCAGCAACAGCAGCAGCAACAACAGCAGCAACAGCAACAGCCACCGCCCCCGCAGCCACUGAAGCCCGAGGUGUCCACGUCGACAGCAGCCGCUGCUGUGGGCACAACUGCGCAUGGAGGUCGCCUGGGCGGCAUCAGCAAACCCAAGAAGCAGUACAAGCGCAGCAACAGCAGCGCCAACAACAACAACAAUCCUAAUGUGGCCAACAACAACAACAGCAGCAACGCCAACAACAACAACAGCAGCAGCAACAGUGUACUGGGCGUGGUCAUAGGCAACGGCGGCAGCUCCUCCUCGAGCGGCAGCGCGAGCAGCAGCAGCAACAGUCCGCCCGCCAACUGCAACACCAACUCGGGAGGCAGCAGCACCGGCGGCGGCGGCAGCCAGCGGAAGGAGCGUUCGCUGCACUACUGCUCCAUCUGCUCGAAGGGCUUCAAGGACAAGUACUCGGUGAAUGUGCACAUACGCACGCACACGGGCGAGAAGCCAUUCGCGUGCUCGCUGUGCGGCAAGAGCUUCCGGCAGAAGGCACAUCUGGCCAAGCACUACCAGACCCACAUGACCCAGAAGAACAAUGGCAGCCUGAUCAAAGGCAGCUCCGGCAAGCACCAGCGCGCGGGCUCCAGCAACGCGGGCGCAGCUAACAGCCUAGCCCAGCAACGGCAGCUGAGCGCCGUGGCCACCGCGGUGGCCAGCCCCAGUUUAAUGAGCGCCGGCGUCGUGCUGAGCGGACCAAAUACGCCGCCCGGCGUCUUACCGCCAGCUAAUGGUCUGCUCGCAAACAGGUAGUAGAGCCGACCUUGGCUAUAUACAUAUAUAUAAUUAUAUACACAUAGGCUAUGUUCCACAAAAAGCAAAUGAAAAAAACACAAACAGCAAACUAUUUCUUGUUCCUUACUAACAACAAAACGAAUUAUAUAAAAAUAUAUUAAACUAAGCUAACUUUUUGAAUACUCUUGGGAAAGUGUUGAAUGUCAUUGAUGAAUUCCUAUCUCAGCUUUCUGUGCAAUUCCUAUAUCACAAAUACAUCAAGACACACUAAAUGCACUUCCAAAUCAAAUACUCUCACACACACAUACACACUCGUACAUACACACACAAAUUAAUUUUAAAUGUGCCAAAUUUAAUGGAAGAGCUAAGAAGUUUAAAGCAAUUUCUUAAUAUUAAUUAAAUAAUUAAAAGUGAAAACGAAGCUAAAAAGCAAAUUUACGCGAGGUGAUAUCUAAAUGAGGCCAAACGCUUCCUUAAAAAAAUUAAAUAAAAAUAAAAAAUAAA
Molecule: messenger RNA, 4044 nt
Organism: Drosophila mojavensis
Lineage: Eukaryota; Metazoa; Arthropoda; Insecta; Diptera; Drosophilidae
Exons: 4
Coding region: 1147-3558 (803 amino acids)
Biological process (GO): regulation of transcription by RNA polymerase II
Molecular function (GO): RNA polymerase II cis-regulatory region sequence-specific DNA binding; DNA-binding transcription factor activity
Source: RefSeq, a predicted model, not a curated record